ACUAGAACUUUCAUGUUUGUUAAAGGACUUAUGGCCCCUAAUUUCUCAUCUACAAUCACACUCUUUUCCUAUUUUCCAAUGAUCACACUAUAAAUAUUAAAUACCAAGAAUCUUGAUUUUCAUGGGUAAAAUCAAGAAACUAUAGAAUAUGUUGGAAGGGAAAGCAUAUGUUAAGGACACAGAUAUGCCAUUGAAGAUGCAGGCUCAUGCCAUGGAUUCUGCAUCUCAAGCUCUUGAUAUCUAUGAUGUUGUUGACUACACCUCCAUUGCUGCUUACAUCAAGAAGGAAUUUGAUAGGAUUUAUGGAAGUGGAUGGCAAUGUGUUGUGGGUUCAAAUUUUAGUUGUUUUUUCACUCAUUCAAAAGGGUCUUUCAUCUAUUUCUCAUUGGAGACUCUAAGUUUCCUUAUCUUUAAAGGUGCUUCUUGAUUUUCAUAAUCAAGCAUUAGGGUUUUUCAUCUUUAUAUUAUGUAUAGAAUAGAGAUAUAUUGUCCCAAAUCACUAGCAGUAUUUAAUUUUGUACCCUUUUUAUUUGGCCAUGAUCUUAAUUUCAGAUUAGUUGAAACUA
Messenger RNA from Lactuca sativa (garden lettuce), 566 nucleotides. RefSeq lists its product as uncharacterized. Gene Ontology annotation, biological process: microtubule-based process. Lineage: Eukaryota; Viridiplantae; Streptophyta; Magnoliopsida; Asterales; Asteraceae. Gene Ontology annotation, cellular component: cytoplasmic dynein complex. The record is from RefSeq and is a predicted model, not a curated record. Gene Ontology annotation, molecular function: dynein intermediate chain binding.